UUGCCAGCUAACAGGUACAUAGGGAGAAAAGUCUUUAUUUCAGUCAACAAAGGCCGCCCUGAUACGAGGUGAAAUGAGUUCACCGUUUGGCUGUAGCGGCUCUAGUUUGUGCCUUGUGUUUGUCGCUAGAUGGCAGAAGCAGUCCAGUUUUCUAUCUAGGGGAUUAACGGGGUCGUGCACCGUGCUGCAGCAGCCUGGACUAUUUGUAAUAUAACAUCAAGUACAAACCAUGAGAUGGCAUUCAAAGGCAACGCGGUCGACUCGAAGACCGUGCUCUUCAAUCUUCUGCUGUGUCUACUCAUAUUUUACUCUCUUUUCUACAUGAUUGGGAGUGUUUGCUUCGGUGCCUUCAGGUUGGAUCACUUUGACGGACUGAUUCCAUUUGACUUUAAGACCGAACCUGCCGAAUCAAACUCCAAAUACUUGGUGAACCUCCUGUCCUUGGAGCUCACCUACUUUUGCAGUGGCCUUUUGUUUGCUGCAGUGGUUAGGAGGCGGGUGUGGGACUACGCCCUCACCGUCACACUUCUGCACGUAAUGAUUACCAGCCUAGUGAUGUUGGAGUUUCCGACAGUGUGGCAGUGGUGGCUUGCUUUAGGUAGUGGCUUGUUUCUGAUGAUCUGCAACGGUCAGCUGAUAGCGUACUUCACCUGCCAGAGUGACCAGAGCUACUCCUCAUUCAGCAUCUACUGACAGUGUCACACUCUGUAUGAA
Molecule: messenger RNA, 714 nt
Organism: Centropristis striata (black sea bass)
Lineage: Eukaryota; Metazoa; Chordata; Actinopteri; Perciformes; Serranidae
Product: transmembrane protein 244-like
Exons: 6
Coding region: 235-693 (152 amino acids)
Source: RefSeq, a predicted model, not a curated record